AUGUCGUCCAACCUUGUUGCCCUGAUCCUCGGAGCCGGUCCCCGUGUCGGCGCGUCCGUGGCCCAAAGCCUAGCCAGCAAAGGCUACCAAAUCGCGGUUGUCACCAGAAAUGGUACUGGAGCUAAGACAAGCGAAGGAUAUCUUUCCCUCCAAGCGGACUUUGCCGAGCCCGAUUCCAUCCCGGCACUCUUUGAGAAAGUCAAGGCGGAGUUCAAGGCUCCCCCGAGCGUUGUUGUCUACAAUGCUGCAAGUCUCACACCGCCUCCAGACGAGCAAUCCGUUCUCUCGAUCCCGGCGGAGCGGGUGACUAUUGACUUGAAUAUCAACACCGUCAGCGCUCACGUCGCAGCCCAGGAGGCCGUUAAAGCGUGGGAAACUCUCCCCGGGGAUGUCAAGAAGACAUUUAUAUAUACUGGAAACUUGCUGAACAAAAGCAUCCUGCCAAUGCCGCUCUUUUUGAAUUUGGGUGUCGGAAAGUCUGCCUCGGCGUACCUCAUUGGCACGGCAGACGCUCUUUACGCAGACAAGGGCUAUCGGUUUUUUUAUGCCGGUGAACGCAAGGAAGAUGGAAGUGCCGCCAGUUCUGCGCUUGAUGGACCUGCUCACGGGACCUUCUAUGCCAGCCUGGCUAACCAUGAAGGAAAUAUCCCCUGGGACGCGACCUUUGUCAAGGGCAAGGGAUAUGUCAAGUUCGAAUGA
This is a messenger RNA of Penicillium chermesinum, 699 nucleotides long. RefSeq lists its product as uncharacterized. Lineage: Eukaryota; Fungi; Ascomycota; Eurotiomycetes; Eurotiales; Aspergillaceae. The transcript has 2 exons. Bases 1 to 699 code for a protein of 232 amino acids. The record is from RefSeq and is a predicted model, not a curated record.